GAGAUAUAUAUUUUCAAUAUUUCCAUUUGGCAAUGUAUUCGAUACUCCCAAGGCCAUCGCUUCUUUUAACAUACCUGAAGGUACCUAUGGACGGCCCCAUAACUGAUUUCAGCCCUACCUAUCACUACCUGUCUACCAAUAUACUUAGCCCUGAUCAUGACUACUAAACCUAGCUCGGCGCCGUGGGCAGACGAACCCUUCCACUUGAUCACCACCCCAUCAACAUAUCUAAUGGAUUCCCAUUCUUAUGUUCACAUUUCCUCCGAGAUGGCACAUGCGCACAAUGUCCUUAUCAGAGGACUUAACUCCAUCCUACAACAGGCACCGUACGUGCCAACAUCUACAGAGAAGAAUUAUAAUGCCCAAGAUGUUAAAGACCUUCUGUUCUAUGUUAAGUCAUGGACAAAGACGACAAGUCAUCACCACUGGCUUGAAGAAUCGUUCAUCUUUCCCGAGAUCGAGAAAUUCAGUGGCAAGCCUGGGUUGUUAGAUGGCCCAAAGAACCAGCAUGAGUUAUUCCACGGCGGAAUAGAGAGACUUCUCGCGUAUGCUUCAACUACAACUCCCGAGGAGUAUCGAUGGGAAGGGGUUGGGGGUAUGAAAGAGAUUAUAGAUUCAUUUAGUAAACAUCUGACGGACCACCUCUAUGCAGAGAUAGAUGUCUGCUUGGGAAUGAAGGCUCUCGAUAGUGCGGGCCUAAAGAAGACCUGGGAUCAGGCUGAGAAGGUUGCGCAACAAUCCGGCAAUCUCGGACUACUGUAUGAUAUAUUCCCUUGUGUUCUUGGGACCGCCGAUAAAACCUACGAAGGCGGUAACCCUUUCCCCCCUUUCCCCUGGUUUAUACCUUAUCUAGUUAAGUACUGGUUUGCUGCUGGAAACGGUUGUUGGCGAUUCAACCCUUGCGAUUGGUGGGGUAAGCCACAGCCUCUGGCCUUUAUCCCACAGAAACUAUGAUUUGAAGCAUUUGGAACUUUAGGAAUAAUCUUCUUAGGGCAUUAAGAGGACUUUGUUCUACACUACUUAGUCGAGUGGUAGGCACAUAUCAUUUGUGGCUCGUGGAGAGUAAUGAGUCGGGCGACUAUUUUUGUGUAACAUAAAGGAAGGAUAGGGGAAGAUAUCUUGGGUCCCGUAUGAAGUCUCACGAUACCACACCGCGCA
Molecule: messenger RNA, 1158 nt
Organism: Annulohypoxylon maeteangense
Lineage: Eukaryota; Fungi; Ascomycota; Sordariomycetes; Xylariales; Hypoxylaceae
Exons: 3
Coding region: 157-954 (265 amino acids)
Source: RefSeq, a predicted model, not a curated record